GUGCCCCCUCAGUGUUCAUCACUGCUUGGACUAUUGUCAGGAUUUACCUUUUCGAUGUUGGGUGCUGGGAGGAAAUAGUGGAAUCCCCAUUCUGGUGGAUCAUUAAAACUCCUAUUUUGGUGUCAAUUUUGGUGAACUUCAUUCUCUUCAUUUGCAUCAUCCGUAUCUUAGUCCAGAAGUUGCAUUCCCCAGAUGUUGGACACAAUGAACCCAGCCAAUAUUCGAGGCUGGCCAAGUCCACCUUGCUGCUGAUCCCUCUCUUUGGCAUUCACUACAUCAUGUUUGCUUUCUUCCCUGACAAUUUCAAAGCAGAAGUGAAGAUGGUCUUUGAGCUCGUCGUUGGGUCGUUCCAGGGAUUUGUGGUGGCUGUUCUCUACUGUUUUCUCAAUGGGGAGGUCCAAGCUGAACUCAAGCGAAAGUGGCGGAGGUGGCAUUUGGAGCGGUUCCUGGGCUCGGACAUGAAGUAUCACCACCCUUCCUUAGGCAGCAAUGGCACCAACUUUAGCACCCAGAUCUCCAUGCUGACCAAGUGCUCACCAAAGACACGCCGGUGCUCUGGCUUCCAGGCUGAAUUCUCUCUGGUGUGAUGGGGAGAGGCUCU
Mesitornis unicolor (brown roatelo) is the source of this 601-nucleotide messenger RNA. RefSeq names its product vasoactive intestinal polypeptide receptor. Gene Ontology annotation, molecular function: vasoactive intestinal polypeptide receptor activity; G protein-coupled peptide receptor activity; peptide hormone binding. The record is from RefSeq and is a predicted model, not a curated record. Gene Ontology annotation, cellular component: plasma membrane. The annotation marks the transcript as partial. The transcript is spliced from 6 exons. Gene Ontology annotation, biological process: adenylate cyclase-modulating G protein-coupled receptor signaling pathway; cell surface receptor signaling pathway. NCBI's taxonomy places the organism in Eukaryota, Metazoa, Chordata, Aves, Mesitornithiformes, Mesitornithidae.